UCCGGUAGUCUUCGUUGCCGCUGCUGCCGCUGCUGCUCCUGCUGCUGCUGAGGCUGCAGGCGGAGGCCGGAGGACCGGGCGGCGGCGGCGGCGGCGGCGGCAGCGGGAGCGGAAUCGCAGCGGGACGACCGGGCGAGAGCAGGCGAGUUGAGAGUCGAGCGUGAGGAGCCAGAGCCGCCCGGCCCCGCCGCCGCUGCCGUCGCCGCUGCCGCUGCACAAAGCCUCGAGCCUGCGUCGGAGCCAUGUCCGCAUCGGCCGGCGGUAGCCACCAGCCCAGCCAGAGCCGCGCCAUCCCCACGCGCACCGUGGCUAUCAGCGACGCCGCGCAGCUACCUCAGGACUACUGCACCACGCCCGGGGGGACGCUGUUCUCCACAACGCCGGGAGGAACACGAAUCAUUUAUGACCGAAAGUUUCUGUUGGACCGUCGCAAUUCUCCCAUGGCACAGACCCCACCUUGCCAUCUGCCCAAUAUCCCUGGAGUCACCAGUCCUGGCGCCUUAAUUGAAGACUCCAAAGUAGAAGUGAACAACUUAAACAACCUGAACAAUCAUGACAGGAAGCAUGCAGUUGGGGAUGAGGCUCAGUUUGAGAUGGACAUCUGACUACUGCCAUGUGGAAGGAGGCCUCGUGGAGCAGCCUGUGUGCACCUGACUGGCCCAGUAGGAACACAGUGUACAGAGAAGCUCCUGUCCCCCUGCCCCUUCUGGGUGCCAAAUAAUGGGAGAUGUGUGCCGUCUGACCACAUCUUCCCGUCUCCUGCCCUCUGCCCAGUUAAGGUUAGGUUGAUGAAUAAGCCCUUGGAUUAUUCUGUGGAGCUGACCAGUCCACAGAAGAAACCAGACCCUGUAGCUUCCCUGGUCAUUUCCCAAGAAUCUUCCUGCCCUAUUGAGACUUGCCCCAAGUCUAGGGCAGUCUCCAAGCAGCACCUCUGCUUGUAGGGGUUGGGGGUGAAGGAGGUUUAGUGCCCAUUGCUGUUCCUGGGCUCUCCCUGUCCUUCCCUGCAGCCCACUACUGGUGGAGUGCUGGAUGUGGGGGACGUUUGUCCUCAGCUCUGGAGCAUAGUCCUGUACCUUCUGCACCUCUGCUGCAUUCCUGGGACAGCAGCCUCCCCUUUCUCUGGGAGGAAGGCUUCUGUCUUGUCUUGGGUGUGAUAGCUCAUCCCCCCAUUCCUUUACCCAAUUCAUUGGCACGGGUAUUUUUUAAGCCCUCCUGAAGGGACCCCUUGGUGACCAGCUGGUCUUUGCCUGUCUGACAUUCUUUCUACCUGCAUCCCGCAGGUAGAGUCUGCCCUGACACACCCGUGACUUUGUCUGCUCUUAGAGCAGAAGUGCCAACACCUUGGCCUGCACCUGGUGAGUCCUGCCUGCUCUCAGCGGUCUGCCUGAGAAUAUAUCAGGGGCCUCUGAAGAGGACUGAGCCGCUGUGCAGCCAGCCUCGGGGUCAUGGUUUUAAAACCAGAUGUACCUUACGUUGGGUGUCCUGCAGGUUACUAUACCUUGAGUUUAAAGUCGACUUCCUCUUACAUUUCUCCCCUGCUUUGGAUCUGCUUUGUGCUUGGCUGCCGAGAGAGCAGCUCAGGCUAAGACAGUGUAUUCCUCCCAGGUCUCUCGCCCUUCUCAUCGUCCGUCCGUCCUUCCUUCUUCCUUCUCUCCUUAAAUUCUUUCCUUCUGGUUCUUCCACUAGGCCAUUUUCCACAUCUGCACCAGAAGAGAUGCCUCCCAUGUUGGUAUCUGAUAAUAUCAGCCUCUCCUUAUCAGAGGAGAGACCUUUUAUUUUUAAGAUGACUACAGACCUAUUUUUAGAUAAGUUUUCAGUACAAUUUUGAACUACAACUUUUUUAACAAAACAUCUUCCAGUAUUGGGAAGGUUAUUUUAAAAAGAAAAAAAAAAAAAAAAAAACGUUUGUAGGCAAGUCCACUGCUGUCACUGUCCUUUGUCUCCCAUGGCCCCUUCUGAGCUCUCCUGUGCCCUUGAGCUUUGGGGCUAUCUGGAGUGUAGAAUGGGUGUUUUGUGAAACUGGACCAGUCUGCCUUGCCAUGAGCUGUUGAAGAAAACUCUGUCCUCCUCCCCCCUCUCCCCGCUCCCCCAUAUCCCACUCUCCUGUACUGUGGUCCACAUGGAGAUCCCAGGAGAGAGGCUUCCGACACACAGGCUCAUCCAUCCAUCCUCCUGAGGGGAGACAGUAAAGCAAUCAGGGGUGCCCCUGGGAGUUUCUGGUUGUAUCGGAUGCCUAUACUAAGCCCCCUUAGUAAGAUUUCAGGUCCCCAUUGGCUGGGAAAGAAAGCUGUUUGUUUUUCUUUUGAACCAUGGAAAGACCCUCUUUUGAGAAGACUUUAGGAAAAAGAAAGAAGGGACAUCUUCAGACCUCAGUUCUGGUUUCUGCUACACAAUGUGAAAUAGCUCGGAGUGUAAUCCUCUGUGACGGUCGCUGUCUCAGGAAUAAGCUUGGGGGUAUCCAAUGCUUGGGGAUUCUUGGAGUCUCCAAGGUGAUAAUCACAAGAGUUUUUUUUUUCUCUGUUAAAUGUAUCUGUACUGUUUUUAAUUAAACUCCAAAUUGCAUUUCCUAUGGAGUCUUGGGAAAAUGUAAGCUGUGCUGUCAUUGGGCUAAGAAGCUUGUUCAGGACCUUGUUUCGUACCUGGGAGCAAGGCUCAUGGUUCUUCACGCUGGUGGUGCCUCGUAUGGACUCUGAAUCCUGCUGAAGUGAGGAGGUUGUGAGAAGAGCAUCUGCUUCCUCACUGAACAGUGAGGCACGAGUGGCUUCCUCCUGGACCACAGCUCGGAAUGGAUCUGAGAUGUGGGCGCUGAGCAGGGAACUGUUUCCCUUUUCUUGCCAUCUUGGGGAGUCUGCUUGUGCACCUCCUCUUCCCUCAGUCAGUGGACAUGUGCUAGUAUUCUUUAGAGUGUCACCUGUGUGGGGCAGGAGCCUUCCAGCCUUGGGUCCUCUGCCAGGAUCCCUCACUUCCAGGGACGAGCCUUGUCUGAAGGCUGCCACUACCUGGUCUUUGACCUCCGUAAAUCAACAGUGUGAGAUAAUUGCACAAGACAAGAAAUCAGCUUCCAAUGACAGCAUCUUUGUACAUGAGCCAUUUUCUAAUAAGCAGAGUCCAUUUCGGGGUUCAGCUCUGGGUGUGUACGGAGCCUCACAGCUGGAGCCUUAUGUGGAGAUGUGUGAUGCCCUAAUCUGCCAGUCCCCCACUCCCGCCCCCCCUCCAAGCGAGACAGGUGUAACAUCUUAGUUGCCAUCUGUUCUCUGUUGAGGGGACAACAGCCUUCAUGAGGAAGAACCCCCUUCAGUGACUUCCCUUCUGAGCUCCCAGCCCUCCUGUUCUGCUGAAAUAGGUACUGCCUUCUCUGGGCAAAGGAGAAGCUAGCAAGAGUUCUGUCCUUUGGCUUGUAUAGGUUAUCUGUUGCUGUGUAAGAAAUUACCUGCAAUGGCAAGGGCUUCUCUCGGGUAGGGAUUCAGGAGCUGCCGAGCAUGGAGACUUUAGCAUAGGCUCUCAGAAGAUACAGGUAGUAUGGGUGUGGGCCGCUCUCAUCUGCAGCUGGAGAAUUCUACUUUUUUUGUGGCCAUCAGCAGGAUCCCUUCCUUGAUCAUACCCCCAUGGGUCUCGGGGUAGAGUCUGUGCCAGAGCACCCUGCUUCCUCCUGAACGGUUGACCCCAGAGGAGGUAGAAGAAAGUUUCAGUGCCUUUAAUUCACCAUGCCCUAAAAGGAGGAAAAGAGGAGAUGAAGGAGGUGGAGGCAGUCACAGCCAUAAGCUAUUAGAACAGACUUGUAUCUGCUUGUCCUAGGGAGAGGCGGCAGGAAGUGAAGAUUCCCAGAUCUACACUCUCAACUGCCAUCUUCUCAAGAAUGCUUGCUUUGCAGGUCUCUGAGGCGGCCGCUUUAAGCAUUGCUUACCACUUCUGUUUGCCUUUAGCCACGAAUUGACUAAAGGAACUGGGGGCAUUCUGGGGAGCUGCUUGUCAGGCAGGUAACAAGGGAUGUUAGAUCUUGGAACUGGGGGCAUCUCUGGGGAGCUGCUUGUCAGGCAGGUAACAAGGGAUGUUAGAUCUUAGGUUCCUGAGCUGCAGGACAAGCAGCAGUUGUGAUGGUGUGGAAGCCAGGUGAGUCAGUGCAUUGGUCAAGGUCUCCCACCCGUGAGCCAGGCACACCUAAGAGUACACAUGUCCGUGCCCUGGUCAGCGCAGCAUGCAGAGGAGCGAGCGAAUCACCUCCUGGGUGCCUUGUUGGAAGUGUGCUCUUAAACCUGUAAGAGAAGCUUGAGAGGUAGCUCACAGUGCCUCAGAUCUCACGGGAUGUCUGCUGCUUCCUGCUAGCAGGUCUCGCCAUCCUUCGGUGGAAGCUCUUGUUGGGAUUGGUGUGCUGUCCUUCACUAGCAGUUUCUUUCUUGUAGCCAUACUUGCUUUAGCAUGUGCUGGAGGUCCUAGUGGACUGGGUUUGGGCCGGGGGCUGGCCUGGGUGCUGUCUCCUUGGGCUUCUCGGACCUUCCCGGUUGAGUUGGGUUCCACUGAGUGUCCAGACACCCAGCUCAUGCACACGGCUCCAGUGUUGGCAGCCAUGUAUGAGGGAUGGAACCUUCUUCCCAUCUCUAUCUUGAGUGUUAGCAGCUUGAGGGGGUGGUGCCGUAGCCCUUUCACUCCCUUUAGAAGGAAGGCACCACUGUCUUCAUAUAUGUAGUUCAAGUUCUUUGAUGUGUUGUUUUCUGAACUCCAUGCCCACGGCAGCUAUUUAUUAAUGUGCGAAACUCAAUCACUGACCCAUCCUUACCAUAGGAAGGUAGGGCCUUCCCGUGUAGUGGGGGAACACCAUUUCUUAGGGCAGAAGGUUCUGUCUGAACUUGGAGUGGAGCAUGGUUCCUCCAGCCCCUAGCCUCUCAUCUUUUAGUGUCGGGAAUUGGGUUUCUGCGGUUGACUCAGUCCUUCAGUGCUUAGCAGUGUUUCCUGCUCUGGUAACGGGUUUCUGCGUGGUGGCUAGCUCAUAAAAACUUGACUGAAGACUAAGGAUGAGUGACAGGUCCUCAGUUUUCCAGUUAACCAAUCAAAAUACCUUCCCCACCGUGUGAAAUUAUAGCUUUCCUUUAGGCAGGUCCUGGAGCGUGGUGCCUGUUGGCAGAACUUAACUUUUAAAGGCCUCAGGUGGUCCAUAGUUUCCCCCUGCCUGCUCAGCUCUUCUUGUAGCCCUGGUGGCCAUACUGCGUGCCCAGUAGAAAAAGACCUACUGCGCUGAGAUACUUCCCAGCAGAUGCAGAUUCCGGUUGACAUUUGUGAGGUAUAAGGGUGACAGCAAGAGGCUGGAUGUACUGGUAUAUACAUGGCUGUGCCCCUGCCAGGGCUUCAGACCCAGACUCCCAUGAAUCCAGCACAGAAUGCCCCUUCUUGCCUCUAUACCCCCCUUCCUCUCCAUUUCACUCUUGAAAACUGCCCAGCACUGACCUGGGGGUUAUGGCUGGGGAACGGGACUGUGGGGACACCAGCAGGAGGCAGGGCCCAUGGGGACCACACAGGCUCAAGCCAAUGCCUUUACCCCACUUAAUGGCCGCAGGUCAGCUCCAGUAAUACUUAAAAUGACUUAAAGAGCCUCCAAGGACUCCAAUCCCCAGUCCAUUGUAAUAAGCAUCUUCGUGUUUUCUGAUUACCCUUCCCUGCUCACUGCUGCCCUCCCAGCCCUGUGGGAUGGGGUUUCAGAGGCUGCCAGCGCUUCCCUUGGCUUCCCCUUUGUUCCUCUGGUGUGCUGUUACCCCCACCCCCACCCCCCAACCUCCUCUCAGUCACUGUCAGCAAUGCCAUCCUAAGACCGUGUGUGAUCCCAUGACCAGUUUGUUUUCACUGUCCUGCCAAACAAGCAGGUGUUUGGAACUAGGGAAAUAAAUCCUCACCAACGGUUGCUGUUACAGUUAAAUAAAGACCUUGAAUACUGA
Messenger RNA from Mus caroli (Ryukyu mouse), 5924 nucleotides. RefSeq names its product eukaryotic translation initiation factor 4E binding protein 2 (gene Eif4ebp2). The record is from RefSeq and is a predicted model, not a curated record. Gene Ontology annotation, cellular component: cytoplasm. Lineage: Eukaryota; Metazoa; Chordata; Mammalia; Rodentia; Muridae. Gene Ontology annotation, molecular function: eukaryotic initiation factor 4E binding. Gene Ontology annotation, biological process: negative regulation of translational initiation.